AUGGUUGUUACUGGAUCUGAGAUGAAAGGAGAGGUCAGCGACGUUGCAGCCGCUCCCAAACACAGCAUGGGAAACGCUUGGCCUGCCUUAUCCACCCCUGACAGUCUUCAGCGGAAAUGUCUCUGCAUCUUGGAUAGAAACGCUUGGCCUGCCUUAUCCACCCCUGACAGUCUUCAGCUGAAAUGUCUCUGCAUCUUGGAUAGAAACGCUUGGCCUGCCUUAUCCACCCCUGACAGUCUUCAGCUGAAAUGUCUCUGCAUCUUGGAUAGAAACGCUUGGCCUGCCUUAUCCACCCCUGACAGUCUUCAGCUGAAAUGUCUCUGCAUCUUGGAUAGAAAUGCUUGGCCUGCCUUAUCCACCCCUGACAGUCUUCAGCUGAAAUGUCUCUGCAUCUUGGAUAGAAACGCUUGGCCUGCCUUAUCCACCCCUGACAGUCUUCAGCUGAAAUGUCUCUGCAUCUUGGAUAGAAACGCUUGGCCUGCCUUAUCCACCCCUGACAGUCUUCAGCUGAAAUGUCUCUGCACCUUGGAUAGAAACGCUUGGCCUGCCUUAUCCACCCCUGACAGUCUUCAGCUGAAAUGUCUCUGCACCUUGGAUAGAAACGCUUGGCCUGCCUUAUCCACCCCUGACAGUCUUCAGCUGAAAUGUCUCUGCACCUUGGAUAGAAACGCUUGGCCUGCCUUAUCCACCCCUGACAGUCUUCAGCUGAAAUGUCUCUGCAUCUUGGAUAGAAACGCUUGGCCUGCCUUAUCCACCCCUGACAGUCUUCAGCUGAAAUGUCUCUGCAUCUUGGAUAGAAAUGCUUGGCCUGCCUUAUCCACCCCUGACAGUCUUCAGCUGAAAUGUCUCUGCAUCUUGGAUAGAAACGCUUGGCCUGCCUUAUCCACCCCUGACAGUCUUCAGCUGAAAUGUCUCUGCAUCUUGGAUAGAAACGCUUGGCCUGCCUUAUCCACCCCUGACAGUCUUCAGCUGAAAUGUCUCUGCACCUUGGAUAGAAACGCUUGGCCUGCCUUAUCCACCCCUGACAGUCUUCAGCUGAAAUGUCUCUGCAUCUUGGAUAGAAACGCUUGGCCUGCCUUAUCCACCCCUGACAGUCUUCAGCUGAAAUGUCUCUGCAUCUUGGAUAGAAACGCUUGGCCUGCCUUAUCCACCCCUGACAGUCUUCAGCUGAAAUGUCUCUGCACCUUGGAUAGAAACGCUUGGCCUGCCUUAUCCACCCCUGACAGUCUUCAGCUGAAAUGUCUCUGCAUCUUGGAUAGAAACGCUUGGCCUGCCUUAUCCACCCCUGACAGUCUUCAGCUGAAAUGUCUCUGCACCUUGGAUAGAAACGCUUGGCCUGCCUUAUCCACCCCUGACAGUCUUCAGCUGAAAUGUCUCUGCAUCUUGGAUAGAAACGCUUGGCCUGCCUUAUCCACCCCUGACAGUCUUCAGCUGAAAUGUCUCUGCAGACGGCAUCCAUUGCAUCCAGAAGGGACAUUUGGUCAUGUGACCGAUGAUCAUACACUUUCCACCUCCAGGCAGAAAAAAGGUUGGGGAACGCUGUUCUCUUUCUGCUUCUGGCACCAGUUGUUGGUGGAGGUCAUCUAAAAACAAAAGAAGGUGCUCAGUGUUGCAGGGUCCAAUCUGGCAUUUCUGCAGGACCAAACCAGCACUCGAGGUUGAAGCACACAUUGGGAUAUUUGCUCCUCUCUGACUCGGCACGUCAACAGUGGCCCUUUUUCCUAUGACGUUUCUUACUCGCCGAUGUGCUUUUGCCAGGUUAAACCCUGCCUCGUCUACAUACAUUAUUUCCUUAUGGGGUCUGAUUAGCCUCCACCUCCAUGACUCUCUGAAAGAAAUCAAACACAGCAUGUGUAAAUGCUUUUCAGUAUGUCCUACUGUAUGUACUGUAACCUAUGUUUACAUGUAGAGUAGCAUAGUGUAAAAGUCACUAUAGAACUAGACAUAUUGGAUAGACAUCAUACCUGGACGUAUUGGUGCCGGAGUUCCUUGACCCGCUCACUGUUCCUUUCAAAAGUGUGUAAAACUGUUUCAUUCCUACUCUGUGUUUGGUCAGAGUCUGAGCAAUGGUAGUCAGGCUGAUGCUUUCCACAUUUUUAAAUACCAGGUUGUACCAAAAAAGUGUUAAACAAAUUAAAAUAUAUUUUAUAUUUGAGAUUCUUCAAAUAGCCACCCUUUGCCUUGAUGACAGGGCAAAGUAUUGACACGUUUUUUUGAA
Molecule: messenger RNA, 2218 nt
Organism: Oncorhynchus mykiss (rainbow trout)
Lineage: Eukaryota; Metazoa; Chordata; Actinopteri; Salmoniformes; Salmonidae
Source: RefSeq, a predicted model, not a curated record